Eutrema salsugineum is the source of this 531-nucleotide messenger RNA. RefSeq lists its product as uncharacterized. The transcript is spliced from 2 exons. The record is from RefSeq and is a predicted model, not a curated record. The coding region runs from base 1 to 531 and encodes 176 amino acids. Lineage: Eukaryota; Viridiplantae; Streptophyta; Magnoliopsida; Brassicales; Brassicaceae.
AUGUCGCCAAAGACAUUGCCCUCACGAUACAUUCAACUUCCGGAGAAAAGAGUCACCACUGAGAAAGUCAUCAUAGACGCCGCCACAACGAACGGCAAAGGCGCUUUAUUAUCACCCGCGGCCGCAACAUUAGGGGUUUUUCAGAUAGUGAACCAUGGAAUGUCCAUGGAUGAGCUAAACCAAGAGCUGCUGGUAUUGGAAGGGAAGUUCAGUGUCGGAAACGGCUUGGUACAUGACAAGUUUCAAUCCUUACGAGGAGAUGACGUGACUAAAAAGCAGGAUAAACUAUCACAGCUGUGCGUUGAAAAAGGUCAUCUUGUAUCAGCUCUGGAGGAUGCCAGGAAAAAAAUUCAAAAACUGGAGGCACAAAUUACAGAUUUAUGUGAGAGGUUGAAGACGGCUAAAGAGAGGUUGAUGACGGUUAAAGUGAAUGAGAUGGCUAUUCUUUCCCGCCAGAACGACGUGCAGCAACAGUUUAACGUAGAGAUGGAGGAAGUCAUCGAAUGGUGCAACGUGCAGAAACAGGCUUGA